Molecule: messenger RNA, 7638 nt
Organism: Panthera uncia (snow leopard)
Lineage: Eukaryota; Metazoa; Chordata; Mammalia; Carnivora; Felidae
Gene: MFSD8
Product: major facilitator superfamily domain containing 8
Exons: 7
Coding region: 1-816 (271 amino acids)
Biological process (GO): transmembrane transport
Cellular component (GO): lysosomal membrane
Molecular function (GO): transmembrane transporter activity
Source: RefSeq, a predicted model, not a curated record
AUGUCCCGGCUGGCAAGUACAGAUGAAGUUCAGUUUCCCCAAGGAGAUAUUGAUCAAGUUGCUGUUUUGGCCACCAAUGUUCUGUUUUUUGUGGUUCUAUUUAUCUUUGCCCUUUUUGAAACCAUCGUUACUCCAUUAACAAUGGAUAUGUAUGCCUGGACUCGAGAACAAGCUGUAUUAUAUGAUGGAAUAAUACUUGCUGCUCUUGGAGUUGAGGCAAUUCUUAUUUUCAUGGGGGUUAAAUUACUUUCCAAGAAGAUUGGUGACCGUGCUAUUCUUCUGGGAGGACUCAUCGUUGUAUGGGUUGGCUUCUUUAUCUUGUUACCUUGGGGAAAUCAGUUUCCCAAAAUACAGUGGGAAGAGUUACAUAAUAAUUCAAUCCCUAAUACCACAUUUGGGGAAAUUAUUAUUACUCUUUGGAAGUCUCCAAGAGAAGAUCACAACGAAGGACCCACUGGUUGCCCAAUUGAACAAGCCUGGUGCUUCUACACUCCCAUGAUCCAUCUGGCUCAGUUCCUCACAGCAGCUACGCUAAUUGGAGUAGGCUAUCCAACCUGCAAUGUUACGUCCUAUACGUUGUAUUCAAAAGUUCUGGGACCAAAACCUCAGGGUGUGUACAUGGGCUGGUUAACAGCUUCUGGAAGUGCAGCACGGAUUCUUGGACCCGUGUUCAUCAGCCAAGUGUACACUUCCUGGGGUCCACGAUGGGCAUUCAGCCUUGUGUGUGGAAUAGUGGUGCUUACCAUCAUGCUCCUGGGUGUGGUUUACAGAAGACUUGUUCCUUUUUCUGUGAGGCAUGGAAGGAUUCAAGAGUAACCUAACUAACUCUAUGAUGGAAAGUACUUAUAUGGGAUUUCUUCUUCCAGGGCUCUGUAAGACAGUUGCUAUGAGUCAAUUUCCAAAAGUCAGGCUGCAAAUAUUAUGUAUUUUGAAUAACAAGAACAUAUAUUGAUUAAUAUAGGGAAUUCUACAUGUAAAUACGAACAGUAAUAUAAUAUAAAAACACUCUGGUUCAUAAUUUCUGUAUUUCAAAAAGUAUUCUUCAUAUAACACCUCUUUAGCGGUUACAUGAACUCAUGAGUGGACAGUGGUUUAUAAAUAUGAAGUUGUGCUCUUAAUUCAAACUGCAGAGGUGUCAUUAAAAUAAUGAGAAAGUAUUUAUGCAGGGAAGCCAUAAGGAGAGUUCUUUAUGAAUUACCAAUAACAAAAAAAAAAUGAAAUUAUAGAAAUUAUCUACCUAAAUAGAGGUACCUAUGUUUGAAGAUACCUACUUUUUAUUUAUUUAAAAAAUGCAGCUUCUAUUAUCGAAUUUCCUUAUGAAAUGAAAAUCAUGACUCUUAACUUUUCCAUUUACCAUGCCUACCAUCCUACCUUACCUUCUAUAAAGCAUUAUUUUUAAUUCUAUACCUUCUGUCCUAUUUUAGUUCCCUAAUAGGAGAAAGUACAAAUAAUUCUAAUAUUUGAGCAGUAAAGAAGAUUAAGAGAUCAAGAUGGAUUUCACUACCUUUGAAAGAAAGGGGGACAGAGGAUCCGAAGCAGGCUUGGUGCUGACAGCAGACAGCUGGAUGUGGGGCUCGAACUCAUAAACUGCAAGAUAAUGACGUAAGCUGAAGUCCAACGCUUAAUUGAGCCACUCAGGCCCCCCUGAUCAUUCUUAACAUCACUGAAAGUAGGUAAGCAUUACGUGUCUCAUAACUUCAUGCAGCAGGAAGUACACAACACCACUUGUAAAAGUGUCCCUGCCAAAAAAUUAAACCAGAACCUAAUCAAGCCGAUAAACUACUAGUUUACAGGAAAUACAGAGGGAAACAUGUUAAAUGCCAUCUCUAGGUAGUAAUCACCUAAACCCAGAAGGCUAUAUAUUCUAUAGACAAAUGAUCCAGUUACAAAAGAAAGAAAAAGAAAGAAAAAGAGAAAGAAAGAAAGAAAAAGAAAGAAAGAAAGAAAAAGAAAGAAAGAAAGAAAAAAGAGAGAAAGAAAAGAAAUUAGGGAGAUCAGAUGUCAGAGAUGAAAAAGAAGCUUAAGAGAUCUUUUUUGGAUCCUGUUUCAAAUAAACCAAAUGUAGGGGCGCCUGGGUGGCUCAGUCAGUUAGGCAUCCGGCUUCGGCUCAGGUCAUGAUCUCAUGGUCCAUGAGUUCAAGCCCCGCGUCGGGCUCUGUGCUGAUAGCUCAGAGCCUGGAGCCUGUUUCAGAUUCUGUGUCUCCCUCUCUCUCUGCCCCUCCCCUGUUCAUGCUCUGUCUCUCUCUGUCUCAAAAAUAAAUAAAUGUUAAAAAAAAAAAAUUUUUUUAAAUAAACCAAAUGUAAAAGGAUACUUUUAUGGCAAUUGGAGAAAUUUGAAACUAGACUCAAUAUUAGAUGAUAUUAAGGAAUUAUUGCUAAUUCUGAGAUGUAUGGUAGUGUUAUUGUUAUGCCUUUAAAAGGUUAUUAUCUGUUAAAGAUAGAUAUUGAAGAAUUUACUAGAAAUUACAUGUGUCUAGGAUCUGCUUCAAAAUACUCCAAAAGGGAAAGGGCAUCAGGAUGGAUGAAACAAGACUGGCAAAAUAUUUGUUGAAGUUGGGUGGGAGAUACAUGGAGGUUACUUAUGUACUUACAUGUGUACUUUUGCAUUUUUAAAUGUCCACAUUUAAUUUAAAGUUAGUAAUAAUCAGCUUUGUAUUUUAGAAUUAUCUAGCUGCAGUGUGAAAUAUGCACUAGAGUAGGGUGUAGAGGACAUCAUGUUUGUGGCUACUCUUCAUUUCCUGGUAACUCUUCCACAUUUGGAGAAUUCCUCACACUGAGCCUCUCAGAAGCCAAAACUCUAUCUCAUCUACCCUUGCAUCUAAGACACAAGUAUGUGUUUCUGGUUCAUGUGAGAUUUCAUAAGGAAUGGAGCAAAAAGAGCAAGUGGGCACCAUGAGCAAAAUUGAUUUUGGUGAAGGAGCAAGAUCAGUGGUUAAAUUUUGGAGAAAGCACUGUCAAAACAUCUGGAACCUAGUCCCCAGCUUCAUCAGCAUGGCUGUAGGAUCUGUGCUAAGCAGGGGUGGCAGGGUGUUUUCUGAGGCAGAUCCUGCAUACAGUGAUUCAGGCAUUGGUCCUCACUGCAAAGCUUGAAUCUCUGAACCUCUGUCCCUCGUAGAGGUUCUAUGUACUAAUACCCUUAAUAAAUAUAUUCUCUGCUUAAACUAACUAGAGUGAAUUCUGAUGUUUGCAACUAAAAAUGCUGACUGAGGGGUACCCAGGUGGCUCAGUGGAUUGAAUGCCAGACUUUUGCUCAGGUCAUGAUCUUGCAGUUUGUGGGCUCAAGCCCUGCAUCAGGCUCUGUGCUGACAGCUCAGAGCCUGGAGCCUGCUUCAGAUUCUGUGUCUCCCCCUCUCUCUCUGCCUCCCCACCCCCGCCCCUGCCGUUCACAUUCUGUCUCCCUCUCUCUCUCAAAAAUAAUUAAACAUUAAAAAAAAAAAAAAAACCCACUGAAAUAGGAGGCAAGAGUAGAUGUUUGUAGACAAGCGGGUUACUGCAGUAGUUCAGAUGAGUAAUGCUGGUGACAUGGACUGGGGAAUUGGCAGUGGAACUGGGAGUUGAAAGCAAAGCAUGUAAAAUAUAUUUUAGAAGUAGAGUUGACAGGAUUAUUUGAUUACAUUAAGGUAAAAGAAGAUGUUAAGAAUGACUUCCAGGAUUCUGACAUGAACAGCUGGAAAUACAAGUACUAUGUACUAAAAUAAAUACUGAGGAGGAGCAAGAAAAUAGUACAGUUGAAUUAAAUGAUAUUCUUACAGACAACAAAGGCAUGCCACAUAGAUAUGCCCAUAAAACAGACUAAAAUGAGCAGAAAGAAAUUAUGAAAUAAUGGAAACUAAAAAAUGACAUAAAUCAUAAUCAGGAAUGAGAUAAUUCUUCAAUGAAAUUGAGAAAUAAGAGAAUAGGAAGAUAUGAAAAUAUUGCUGGCAAAGCUCAGGAAAGAAUAAGAAAUUUAAAAAAUAAUCUUGGGGCACCUGGGUGGCUCAGUCAGUUAUGUGUCCAACUUUUGGCUCAGAUCAUGAUCUCAUGGUCUGCUUGUCAGCACAGAGCCCGCUUCAGAUCCUUUGUCCCCCUCUCUAUCUGCCCCUGCCCCACUCUCUCUCUCUCUCCCUCUCUCUCUCAGAAAUAAAUAAAACAUUUUAAAAAAUGAAUAAAAAUAAAAAUAAUCUGAACAUGAAGACCAAAUUAGAAGGAACACAGAAGUAAAUAAGAUGCCAUAGAUAACUUGAUAAGGUAAAUAAAAGACAAAGGAAAAUUAAAACAACAGAAAUAAAGACAUAAAAAUGAUUCCACAAAAAAUGAUGGAUAUAAAAACUAAGCACAGAUGAUACAACAUAUAUAGAAGUCUUUCAAGAAAACCAAAGCAAUGAAGCAGAACAAAUUCUAAGAACUAUAUACAAAAAAAAAAAAUUUGCUAAAAUAAAGCUCAAACAUACAUAUGAGAAGGGCAUACCAAGUACCUGAAUAAUUGACCCAGAAUGGUCUAUUAUCACAGAUUCCAUUAAAAAUAUUGUGUUAAAAAAAAGUGGGUACCAGUCAAAAUGGCUAAGUCACUUAGAAAAGAAAAUCAUAUUGCAAUCAGAUUUUGUGAUGAUACUUUUUUAUGCCAGAAUCAGUGGAUUAAUAUAUUUAUUUAAAGAAAUACAGUGUGGGUCACAUAUUUUAUAUCCAGUCAAGCUGACCUUCAAGGAUAAAGUUUACAUACUUAUGAAGAACCCAGGGAAUAUUAUUUUUAUGAGCUGUGAGCAAAUUUCAAAAAAAUUAAGAUGACAUGAGAAUUCAGCAUAAAACUGAUGGUGAGUAUUUUAUAUAUUACCUCUAGAACUAAGACUAAAUGAUGGAAAUAAGGGUGACAGAAUUAUCGGGCACCUGGGUGGCUCGAGCAGUCAGUUAAGCAUCCUUGAUUUUGGCUCAGGUCAUGAUCUCACAGUUUUUGGGAUUGAGCCCUGUAAUUAUUAUAUAAUGCCCUUCUUCAUCUCUUGUUCCAGCCUUUAAUUUAAAGUCUAGUUUGUCUGAUAUAAGUAUGGCUACUCCAGCUUUCUUUUGAGUUCCAGUGGCGUGAUAAAUAGUUCUCCAUCCCCUCACUUUCAAUCUGAAGGUAUCCUCAGGUCUAAAAUGAGUCUCUCAUAGACAGCAAGUAGAUGGGUCUUGUUUUUUAUCCAUUCUGAUACCCUAUGUCUUUUGGUUGGUGCAUUUAGUCCAUUUAUAUUCAGUGUUAUUAUAGAAAGAUACGGGUUUAGAGUCAUUGUGAUGUCUGUAAGUUUCAUGCUUGUAGUGAUGUCUCUGGUACUUUGUGGUCCUUGCAACAUUUCACUCACAGAGUCCCCCUUUGGAUCUCUUGUAGGGCUGGUUUAGUGGUGAUGAAUUCCUUCAGUUUUUGUUUGUGUGGGAAAACCUUUAUCUCUCCUUCUAUUCUGAAUGACAGACUUGCUGGGUAAAGGAUUCUUGGCUGCAUAUUUUUCCUGCUCAUCACAUUGAAGAUUUCCUGCCAUUCCUUUCUGGCCUGCCAAGUUUCAGUAGAUAGGUCUGCUCCUCCCCUUUUGUGUCUACCUUUGUAUGUUAAGUCCCAUUUAUCCCUAGCUGCUUUCAGAAUCCUCUCUUUAUCCUUGUAGUUUGCCAGUUUCAGUAUGAUAUGUCAUGCAGAAGGUCGAUUCGUUAUGUCUGAAGGGAGUUCUCUGUGCCUCUUGGAUUUCAAUGCCUGUUUCCUUCCCCACAUUGGGGAAGUUCUGAUCUAUGAUUUGUUCAAGUACACCUUCAGCCCCUUUCUCUUGUUUUCUGGAAUUCCUAUGAUACAGAUAUUGUUCCAUUUGAUUGAAUCACUUUGUUCUCUAAUUCUCCCCUCAUACUCCUGGAUUUUUUUAUCUCUCUUUUUCUCAGCUUCCUCUUUUUCCAUAAUUUUAUCUUCUAAUUCACCUAUUCUCUCCUCUGCCUCUUCAAUCCGAGCUGUGGUCGCCUCCAUUUUAUUUUGCACCUCACUUAUAACAUUUUUUAAUUCAUCAUGACUGUUUUUAAGUCCCUUGAUCUCUGUAGCAAUAGAUUCUCUGCUGUCUUCUAUGCUUUUUUUUCAAGCCUGGCAAUUAAUUCUAUGACUAUUAUUCUAAAUUCUUGUUCAGUUAUGUUGCUUAAAUCUCUUUUGAUAAACUCUUUAGCUGUCACAUUUUCCUGGAAUUUCUUUUGAGGAAAAUUCUUCCAUUUCAUCAUUUUGGUUAGUUUUACGUCCCUUAUGAGUUUUAAAAGCUUGUUAUAUGAUCUGCACCUUCAAGCACUGCUGUAUUAAAGGGGGCAGUCAUACACUGUCCAGAGCCUGGCACUUUAGGAGGUGUUUUUUGGAGAGUGUUACUUGCUCUCUGUUGUUGUGACUGUGGUUAUUUUAUUUCCCUACCCGUAGUGAUGUUUUGGACCCUCCACCAGGUAUGCUUUGAUUUGUUCCUUGAAGUAGCCCUGGAAAGGAAAACAAACAGGAAACAAAAACACGCAAACACACAAAUAAACAAAUAAAAACAAAACACUAAAAUCUAAAAACAAUCCAAAAGCAAAAAACCAGAAACACCAGCUACAAGUAAGGAACAGGGUGGAAGCAGUGCUGAUAGAAGAGCACAUACAAAGAGAAAAAUGACAGGGGCAGAGGAAAAAGAAAAAAUAAACAUUGACCAGGCAGAGAGACUAAAUGGCUUAAUCCAGAGAGAGAGAAAGGAAAAUAAGGAAGGAGGUGGGGAAAAGAAAUGAAGAUAAAGUUACCCAGACAGAGAAACUAUACGGCUUGAUUAUUCCAGAGAGAAAGGAAUGUAAAGGAGGUAUAGAACAUGUAUCAAGAGAAUGGAUUAAAUAUGUCUGUUUAAACAAAUCAAUAACCAGAGUAACCAGCCUGGAAGAGGGAAGAGGUAAGAAGGAGAAAUGGGGGAGAGAAUAUAUCCAUAUAUCCAGAAUUGUCCUAGAAUUUAUCCAGGCAAUGCUGCAGCGCUGUUCUGGAGAUGCUGUCCUCUAGUUCCACAGCAUCCCGCUCCAGUAGAUAUGCAGUUACCCUGUGCUGAGGCGCAUGGUUUGGUGUAGGCUGGUCCUCCCUCCACUGUGGGCCUGGCAGACCGAUCCUGAGGCCCUGCCUUGGUGGUGGUGGGGAGAAAAAUGGCGACCCCCCCCCCCCCCAGUCUCUUCUCCAUGACCUGGUGCCCAAAUCACUCCUUUGGAGCCAUCCUCAUUGUCCUGCAGGUGCAGAUGGGGCUGUCUCACUCUGCCGACACCUUUGCCCCAGGGGCUUGGCUGGAAUUUAAAAUCCUGCUCUGUGCACCCCGGUACUGGGAAAGUGCUUCCUGACAUGAGGUCCCAGCUGGUUUUGUUGUGUGCCCCAGUCCUUCAGGGGAGGGGACUGGUUUCUCCUGCUGCAGACUGCACCCCCGAUCUAGCACUGAAACCAGAGUUGGCUCCCCUCCUCCCUAGGUGUGUGAACAGGGCAGCUCGCCCCAGUCCGAAGAUGGGACCUGCAGUUAAGAGAUGGGAUCCCUCUCCGUCCUGGUCUGAGGUUUUUCUCUUGUCCAGAUAGUUUUACCCUUCCCCAGCCACUCUUUCUCUUCCCUUUGUCUCUCACCAAAGGGCAUCCCUCCCUUCCAUGCCUAUGUGGCCCGUUUUAUCUCCCCCAGUUCGCAAUCAC